Messenger RNA from Pantherophis guttatus, 3800 nucleotides. The record is from RefSeq and is a predicted model, not a curated record. NCBI's taxonomy places the organism in Eukaryota, Metazoa, Chordata, Lepidosauria, Squamata, Colubridae.
UCGGCCGCGCGCUCUGACACACGCACACACUCACACUCGGAGACACACGAGUGCUCCAGAGCUGCUUCUACCGCUGCCGCUGAAGAAGUCGAGGGCUUUACCGCCGGGCAACGUCGUCUCCUAACCAAUCCGGGAUUUAACCAUUGGCUCAUGUCUUCUCAAGCCUGAUUCGCCCCCCCCUCCCACUUAACGAAAAAGCAGAUCUUACUCUCCUUGUUUACAGCCGCUUCUUCGCCGAUUCCUUUUUUCCUCCCCAUUUUCUUCCUUCCCCACUUUUUUUUCUCUGCUCCUGCGCUUGGAGAUUACUUAGGGCUAGGGGAGAGGUUGACAAUCCUUUUGAAUUUUUAUUUUUUUGGAGGGGGGGAAACACCCCAACCUUGCGUUUCUUUCUCGCGCUCUCCCCCUCCCUCUCUCUCCCCCUCCCUCUCCGUCUCCCUCCCUUCCAUCUCUCUGGCUUUUCCCAGACCAAAUCCGGGCUGAUGUGCUUCGACAGAGCUUGGAAAUGGAAGUGCUGAUGGUCUGGCUUUUCCCUUGGAUCUUUCAGUGCCUUUCCGUGCGAGCCGACUCGAUCAUCCAUAUCGGUGCGAUCUUCGAAGGCAACGCGGCCAAGGACGACGAGAUCUUUAAGCAGGCGGUGGCCGACCUCAGCCUCAACGAUGACAUCCUGCAGAGCGAGAAGAUCACUUACACCAUCAAGCUGAUAGAAGCCAACAACCCCUUUCACGCCGUGCAGGAAGCCUGUGACCUGAUGACCCUGGGGAUUUUAGCCUUAGUGACUUCUACUGGUUGUGCCUCCGCCAAUGCCUUGCAGUCUUUGACAGAUGCCAUGCACAUCCCUCACCUCUUUGUCCAACGCAACACAGGAGGUUCUCCACGGACAGCAUGCCACCUAAAUCCUAGCCCAGAGGAAGAGGAAUACACCUUAGCAGCCCGGCCACCUGUUCGGCUCAACGACGUGAUGCUGAAGCUCGUCACCGAACUGAGAUGGCAAAAAUUUAUAGUCUUCUAUGACAGUGAUUAUGAUAUUCGUGGCCUACAAGGAUUUCUGGAUCAGGCUUCAAAGCUAGGACUUGACGUGUCUUUACAAAAAGUAGACAGAAACAUCAGCAGGGUUUUUGCCAGCCUUUUUACUUCCAUGAAAACCGAAGAGCUGAACCGCUACCGAGAUACGUUACGGAGAGCUAUCUUACUUCUGAGCCCAAGGGGAGCACAAACGUUCAUCAAUGAGGCUGUGGAAACUAAUCUGGCUUCUAAAGAUAGUCACUGGGUCUACGUAAAUGAGGAAAUCAGUGACAAUGAAAUCUUAGAACUGGUACACAGCGCUCUUGGACGGAUGACCGUCAUACGCCAGAUCUUUCCUGCGACCCGUGAGAACAAUCAGCGGUGCAUGAGAAACAACCAUAGGAUAUCAUCCCUCCUCUGUGACCCACAGGAAGGCUACCUUCAAAUGCUUCAGGUCUCCAACCUCUAUCUCUACGACAGCGUCCUCAUGCUGGCCAAUGCUUUCCACCGAAAGUUGGAAGACCGGAAAUGGCACAGCAUGGCAAGCUUGAAUUGCAUGAGAAAAUCAACCAAACCUUGGAAUGGAGGCCGAUCCAUGUUGGAGACAAUCAAGAAGGGUCAUAUCAGUGGAUUGACGGGCAUUAUGGAAUUCCAAGAAGAUGGUGCUAAUCCCUAUGUCCAGUUCGAAAUCCUUGGAACGAGCUACAGUGAAACAUUUGGGAAAGAUGUUCGAAGGUUGGCAACGUGGGACUCCAAGAAGGGGCUGAACGGGAGCUUGCAAGAACGGCGUUUGGGCAGCGACCUACAGGGAUUAACACUGAAAGUGGUGACUGUCUUGGAAGAACCGUUUGUUAUGGUGGCUGAGAAUAUCCUUGGGCAACCAAAACGUUAUAAGGGCUUCUCCAUUGAUGUCCUGGAUGCCCUUUCCAAGAAUUUGGGCUUCAAGUAUGAGAUCUAUCAGUCUCCUGAUGGAAAAUAUGGACAACAGCUCCAUAACAGCUCCUGGAAUGGCAUGAUUGGUGAACUGAUUAACAAGAGAGCUGACCUGGCCAUCUCCGCCAUCACCAUCACCCCUGAACGAGAGAGCGUGGUCGACUUCAGCAAGCGCUACAUGGAUUAUUCCGUAGGCAUUUUGAUCAAGAAACCAGAGGAGAAAAUCAACAUCUUCUCUCUCUUUGCCCCCUUCGACUUUGCUGUGUGGACUUGCAUAGCUGCGGCCAUCCCGGUAGUUGGUGUCCUCAUCUUCGUGUUGAACCGAAUCCAAGCAGUCAGAGCCCAGAACUCCUCUCAGUCUGGAGCCUGCACUUCCUCCACGCUUCACAGCGCCAUUUGGAUUGUGUACGGAGCCUUUGUUCAACAAGCAGCCAUCAUUCAGGAUCUGCAUUCCGGUCUUCCUCCUGAUGGUGCUAAAGUCUGGAAGAGUUUUGUUGCCGUAAUUGUAGUCGAUAGAUUUCCAGGAAACCUGUGUUUGGGCAGAACAUUUCAGGACCUUUCCAAGCAGAUGGAUAUCUCUUAUGGCACAGUCAGAGAUUCAGCCGUUUAUGAGUACUUUAAAGCGAAAGGCACCAACCCUUUAGAGCAAGACAGCACUUUUGCUGAGCUGUGGAAGACCAUCAGUAAGAACAACGGAGCUGAUAACUGUGUAGCAAACCCUUCAGAAGGUAUCAGGAAGGCCAAGAAAGGCAACUACGCAUUCUUGUGGGAUGUGGCUGUGAUAGAAUAUGCAGCCUUGACCGACGACGAGUGCUCUGUGACCGUGAUUGGGAAUAGCAUCAGUAGCAAAGGCUAUGGGCUAGCUCUUCAACAUGGCAGCCCGUACAGAGAUCUCUUCUCGCAAAGGAUUCUAGAACUACAAGAAGCCGGGUACUUGGAUGUCUUCAAGGAGAAAUGGUGGCCACGGAUGGGGCGCUGUGACCUGAAUAGCCACACCAAUGCCCAGACGGAUGGGAAAGCCUUGAAGUUGCACAGCUUUGCAGGGGUCUUCUGCAUUUUAGCCAUCGGCCUACUCCUGGCCUGCCUGGUGGCUGCCCUCGAGUUGUGGUGGAGCAGCAACCGUUGUCAUCAAGAAACACCGAAGGAGGAUAAAGAAGUCAACCUAGAGCAAGUCCAUCGGCGUAUGAACAGUUUAAUUGAUGAAGACUUAGCUCACAAGCAACUGUCCCCCGCCUCCAUCGAAAUCUCAGCCUUGGAGAUCGGUGGCAUGUCAUCCAGCCAGGCCCUGGAGCCUGUCCGUGAAUAUCAGAACACACAACUUUCUGUCACAUCUUUUUUACCUGAACAGACAGGACACGGGGGAAGCAGGACACUCUCCGGUGCCUCUGGGAGCAACCUGCAGCUGCCACUGAGCAGCACUGCCACAAUACCCUCAAUACAGUGUAAACACAGAUCGCCGAAUGGAGGACUAUUUCGCCAAAGCCCCGUGAAGACCCCCAUUCCCAUGUCAUUCCAGUCUGUGCCAGGCGGGAUUAUUCCAGAGGGCCUGGAACCAUCCCACGGAACAUCCAUAUAAAGGGAGUCAUUGACCAGCAGAGAUUUUUAAUACAACUGGGGGAAAUUUAAAAAAAAAAAAAAGACUCUUACAUUUUUCUUGUACAUAUCUGUAAAUAAUGAAAGAAUGAAGUGGGGUUAAAAAAAAAGUGUAUUUUGAAUAUUCCCAAUUUUCAAAGUCAGUAAAAAACAAACAAACAAAAAUGCAAAAAAAAAAAAGAAAGAAAAAAAGAAAGAAAAAAUGUACGAAAGACUUUGUAAAUUUUGUUCUCUAUGAAUAAAAAAAAAAGGCAGAAGAACUUGUGAAUCUU